Messenger RNA from Saccostrea cuccullata (small rock oyster), 1010 nucleotides. RefSeq names its product expansin-YoaJ-like. The coding region runs from base 152 to 874 and encodes 240 amino acids. The transcript has 6 exons. Lineage: Eukaryota; Metazoa; Mollusca; Bivalvia; Ostreida; Ostreidae. The record is from RefSeq and is a predicted model, not a curated record.
UUUCUGAAUCACAGAUCCGGUCAACACCGGCACGUAGGGUGUCUCUAAUGGUAUGUGGUAAUAUAAAUAGCCCCUCUUUAUACCUGGUACGAUAAAUUCCUGCCUAAGGGCUGUAGAGAACGAUAAAAGUCCUGUAGGUUAUUGGUAGACCAUGACUUUACUGAUUCUGUUUUCUGUCUUUGGUUUACUAGAGGGAGCACACCAAGGGAUUCUCAACUUGUAUCACCAGAAAUAUAGCGGCGAUGGUACCUACUACGGGGCUGGAACAGGUGGUACCUGUAGCUACCCCCCACCCAGUAUGCCCCCCGUGGCCAGUAAACUAGACAAGUUGGUGGCCCUGAAUGCUCCCCAGUUCUAUGGAUCUCUGUCAUGUGGAAUGUGUUUCAGAGUUCAUGGAACUGGCCAGGGAGCUGGCAAUGACCCAAUAACUGGAACCUUUACCGUCUACGUCAAGGACCUCUGUCCGGAAUGUCACGCCGGCUCUUUGGACUUGGCUGAGAAUGGAGACGGAAGAUGGAAGAUCCAAAUUCAGGCCAUCCAGUGUCCAGUCGGAAACACCAAAAUCGAAUACAAAUUCCAAGGCAGUAAUAACUGGUAUCUGAAAUUACAAAUACGAAAUGCAAGAAUCCCGGCUACCAAAGUGGAGAUGUAUCAACUAAAGUCUCAAAGAUGGUCAGCUUUACGUCACACUUCAGACGGAUUCUGGAUAUUCGGCAAUGACCAUAUUGAUAAACCAGUGGUCACUCCAAUUAGAGUACGCCUGACCGCAGCCAAUGGAGAAACCGUGGUGGACCACAUCCCCAGACUGGCAAACGACGCUGUUAUACAUGGAGACGGAGUACAAUUCAGCCUGGAUUCCUCCUUACCUCAUUAACAUUACAUCCACUGUAAAUCCAGUCAUCUUGUUUCAUAAAAAGUGUUUAAAAUUUGAAUUAUGUAUGUGGUGCUUUAUAAAUGAAUACUCUAUUCUUGGAUGAUCAAAUAGUUAUAAUAAAUUGGAAUAGAAGCUU